Messenger RNA from Anguilla rostrata (American eel), 2252 nucleotides. RefSeq names its product RERG/RAS-like a (gene rergla). The coding region runs from base 257 to 871 and encodes 204 amino acids. Gene Ontology annotation, molecular function: GTP binding; GTPase activity. Lineage: Eukaryota; Metazoa; Chordata; Actinopteri; Anguilliformes; Anguillidae. The record is from RefSeq and is a predicted model, not a curated record. The transcript has 5 exons.
CAGCCAGACGCUCUCGAGUGGUAGCGCUCCAAGACGCAGCGCCACAGAAAUUCAAGUGCACUUUUCCCUCUUCGCUCUUACCAUCUGUCAGCCAGAGCAGUGAACAGACGUGACUCAGUAGGCAUGCACAAUUUAAAGAAGACCGUUAAUCCCAGCCGUCUCUGUCAAAACCGUUUGGUUGCCAGAUAGACAGGAGACAAUACCACGGUCGACAUCAAUAUUUUCAAACUAUUUUUAUUUUAGUUUUUUUGCUAUAAUGAACGACAUCAAACUUGCAGUACUGGGGAGCGAGGGGGUCGGAAAAUCAGCCCUCAUCGUGCGAUUCCUUACAAGGCGAUUCAUUGGGGAAUAUGCGUCAUCCUCAGAGUGUAUAUACAGAAAGCGUCUGUCUAUUGAUGGAAGGCAGUUGAAUCUCGAGCUUUACGAUCCCUGCUCACAGCCUUGUGAGGGGAAGUCCUCGCUGAAUGAGCAGAUGCACUGGGCGGACGGCUUCGUGGUCGUCUACGACAUCAGCGACAGGUCGUCCUUCGUCGCUGCCAAAGCCAUCGUGCAUCUGAUCCGGGAGCUCCACCUGGGAGUGACCAAAAGAGACAUGGACUCCGUGGUGUUCCUGGUGGGCAACAAGCAGGACCUGUGCCACGUGCGGGAGGUCAGCCGGGAGGAGGGCCAGCGGCUGGCCGCCGAGGGCAAGUGCCAGUUCUACGAGCUGUCCGCCGCCGAGCACUACCAGGAGGUGGCGCUCAUGUUCUCCAAGGUGGCGCGCAACGCCGGCCUGAGCGGCAAGGCCAAGGACCGCCGGCGGCCGAGCGGCUCCAAGUCCAUGGCCAAGCUGAUCAACAACGUCUUCGGCAAGAGGAGGAAGUCGGUGUAGAGCACAUGCAUACGCCCGCCUGCGUACACCAGCCUGUGUACACUAGCCUGCGUACGGCAGCCUGUGUAUGCCAGCCUCCGUAUGCCCGCCUGCGUACGCCCGCCUGUGUACACUAGCCUGCGUACGCUAGCCUGUGUAUGCCAGCCUGUGUACGCCAGCCUGUGUAUACUAGCCUGCGUAUGCUAGCCUGCGUACGGCAGCCUGUGUACGCUAGCCUGUGUAUGCCAGCCUGCAUAUCCCCGCCUGCGUACGCCCGCCUGUGUACAGUGCUAGGACUGCCUGUGGCUGAUUUCAGAGGUAUCCUGAGUCACAUCCUCCUGAGACUUGUACCGAAUCAGUUAAAUCAUGUGACCACUGCUACUUUCUUGUCGUGGGAGGCAGGAAAUGCGUUUCUGUGUUAAUGCGUAAUCUUUUGACCUGUCCUAACGUAACUGUAAUGUUGAUUAGAGUAUCAAACGUACUGUGUUCAUGCACUGUAUGAAUGCUGUUGAGUUGUGCAGUAUGUAAACAGUAUAUGUAUUAAUAUGGUUUGGUACUCUAGUUAAAGGUACAGCACCUGUUGGAUAUGAAUGAUUUCUUGAGCUGUGUGCCUGGGAGCACAGAUCCUCUUAAAAAUCUAGAAAAGGUUGACAGCCUCAAGAAGUAACUUGUAUAACAUCUGAUGGAAAAACAACCAAGACAUUGUAAAAAGUAAAAUUAGACAGACUAGAUGAUCGCAUAUAGACGGUGCCUUUAAAGAACACACUGUAGUUUUUUGUAUUUAUAUUGUGUUUUUGGACCUGACCUCUAAGGUAAAAAGGUGUAGCUAAGCUCUCUUGCGUCAAACGUAACGUAAAAUGUAUAGUUUCUAUAGUUUUUUUUAUAGUUUUUACAAUCGCUACUGUAUAUAUACAGAACACAAGCAUUAAUUAUUCAUGGCUGUAACUAUGGACUCUAACUAUGGUGUUCACAUACCACUUCAUUACAUACUGUAUGUGCAAGUGUACUGGUACCACAUAUGGAGUUCGGUGCUUUAAGGAAAAACACACUGGAAAUGCAAUGACCUAAAUAACAAAACUUCUGCUUAUUCAAGUAUUAAGUGUGUGUUUAACGGCAGUACCACUACAUCAUUGUGUGUACGUAGAUAAAUUCUUUCAGGGCUUAAAUACUUGUAUUGGCUGUUUGGAUGUUAUGACCAACAGAAGCCCUACAAGCUAGCAAAACAAAACCAGUGGACAGGUAUGAAAGGUAUUUUCAACCUGAACAGAUGAAUCUAUUACAUCCAUGAGCAUUCUACUCAGCAGGCAAAUAUAAUAUGUGUGUGUGUGUGUGUGUGUGUUCAUUUUUAAGCUAUCUGUAUCAAUGUAAAGACUCUCUCUUAAUAAAUGACUUUUGAGAGGGG